AAGGUGCAACUCCUUCUGUGCUCCAGAGUGAAGACUGAUAACGUGUAAAUAGCGUUAGAAGGCACGAUAUUUAAGUUAACGUUCAUGAUGAUCAACUUGCUGUUCAGAAGAUUGUGACCUGGAAAACUUUUACAACUGUAUAUUAGUGGCCAACCUAAGAAUGUUGAGUUGUGUUGAUCAGAAAAGGACACCGCCUCUUCAACAUGUCCUUCAGAAAAUCCUACAAACUCUUCUGUUUUGUUCUUUUGUUUCUGCCCAACAACAUGAUGGUUCCGCAAGUGGCCUUGACUUAAAAAAAUCUGAGAUUUUCAAAAUUGGUGCAGUACUCAGUAUCGGUGAUAAUACUACUUACUUUAAUCAAGUGGUCGAAAAUAUUUCACACGAACGUAUUUUGCCAAAAGGAUAUACUUUGAAUGCCACAACUGUACCCACGAAUCCUAACCCGAUUCGUACAGCCCAAAAAGUAUGUGCAGUUUUGAUAAAUGCGACGGUAUACGCUGUGAUCAUAAGUCAUCCAAACUCGGGGGAACUGUCUCCGGCUGCCGUAUCUUAUACCUGUGGAUUCUAUAACAUUCCUGUUAUUGGUAUUAGUUCCAGGGAUAGUUCACUGUCUGACAAGGUCAGCUUCUAG
This is a messenger RNA of Limulus polyphemus (Atlantic horseshoe crab), 631 nucleotides long. RefSeq names its product glutamate [NMDA] receptor subunit 1-like. The record is from RefSeq and is a predicted model, not a curated record. The transcript is spliced from 3 exons. The coding region runs from base 161 to 631 and encodes 156 amino acids. NCBI's taxonomy places the organism in Eukaryota, Metazoa, Arthropoda, Merostomata, Xiphosura, Limulidae.